This is a messenger RNA of Phalacrocorax carbo (great cormorant), 3495 nucleotides long. The record is from RefSeq and is a predicted model, not a curated record. Lineage: Eukaryota; Metazoa; Chordata; Aves; Suliformes; Phalacrocoracidae.
UCCCAGCAGCCCCGUUUCCGGCACAUGGCCGGUUCCACUUCUCUGUGCUCAGAGCCGUUCUGCCUCCAGAGCACUUCUGCAGCACCAAACCCCAGCCUCCAUCCCAGGGCUGCCGCCUCCUGCUCGCUGAAGCCCGCUGGCAGCUCACGGCAGCCAGCCCAGCUCGGAUCAGCGACCGCAGCACAUCCUGCAAAGGCAGCGGAGGAGAUCGCAGGUGACAUCCUGUGAUGGCAGGGGAGGAGAGUGCGUUAGCCAUUCUCUUACAAGCACUGCAGGGUCUCGCACCUAAAGACUUUCAGGAGUUUAAGACGAAGCUAUCGGAGGUUCACAUGGAAGGAGGAUGGAAUAUUCCCAAGGAUUCGUUGGCAAAGGCCACCCACCCUUGUGCGCUUGCCAGCUGCAUGAGUGAGAACUACAGUGAAGACGCUGCGAUGGACAUAGCGAUUGGGCUGUUUGAAGAGAUGAACCAGAAGGACCUCGCUGAGAAACUCUUGGAUGAGAAGGUGAAAGAGUACAAGCAGAAAUACAGAAAGCACGUGGUCCAGGAGUUCCUCCGGUACCAAGAAGUGAACUCCUGUCUCGGGGAGAACCUGUCCAUCAGCAGCCACUACACUGACCUGACCAUCGUCAGGAAGGCUCGGAGCAAGCUGGGAGGUGAGCAUGUAGCUGUGGGCACCAGCCAUGGAUGUGCCAACGCCAGCAACAGCCCAGCUGCCGUCACCGUCACUGCGCAGACGCUGUUUAAACCUGAGGAAGAUGGGCAAACGCCGCAGGUCGUGGUGCUGGUGGGGGCCCCGGGGAUGGGGAAGACGAUGACGGUCAGGAAGAUGAUGGUGGAGUGGGUGGAAGGGACCUGCUACACACAGUUUGACUACGUCUUCUGCAUAGACUGCAAAGACACUGCCUUUACCAAGGAAGUCAGUGUGACAGACCUGCUUUCGAAGUGCUGCCCUCACAAGCGAAUGCUGGCUGGGAAGAUCCUGGAUGACCAGAAGAAGAUCUUGUUCAUUUUUGAUGGCUUUGAGGCCCUGGGAUUUUCCUUGGUUCAGCCUGAAGAUGAGCUGAGCUCUGACCCCAGGGAAGCGAAGCCGCUGGAAACCACCCUGAUGAGCUUGUUGAAGAAGACUGUUCUCCCCGAGUCCUCCUUGCUCAUCACCACAAGGCCGACGGCUCUUCAAAGCUUGGGGCGGUGUCUGGAGGGUGAGUAUUAUGCAGAAAUACUGGGAUUUUCAGCAUCCAUGAGGGAGGAGUAUUUCCACAGGUAUUUUGAGACUGACAAUAAAGCCGACAUAGCCUUCAGGUUUACCAGAGGCAACAAGAUCCUCUACAGCUUGUGUGUCAUCCCCAUCAUGAGCUGGACCCUCUGCACCAUCCUUGGACAAGAGCUUUACAAGCAGAAAAACCUUGUUGAGUGCUCUAAAGCCACCACGCAGAUGAGCAUGUUUUACCUCUCCCGGUUAAUGAUGUGCAGAGGCAGGAACAACCCGCAGGACCUUCAGCGCUUCCUGCGCAAGCUGUGCUCCUUGGCUGCCGACGGCAUCUGGAAGCACAAGGUCUUAUUUGAGGAGAAGGAAAUCAAGGACCGUGGCUUGGACCAGCCAGACCUUCUCCCCCUCUUCCUCAAUGAGAAGAUCUCAAAGAAAGGUGUAAACCACGGGAACAUUUACAGCUUCACCCACCUGCACCUCCAGGAGUUUUUUGCGGCGAUGUUUUACGUUCUGGAGGAUGAUGAGGAGCCGGUUGGCAACCUGGGGGCUCUUGUGAAGAACGUAAAUAUGUUAUUAGAAAGCUAUAGCGAGUCCAGGAAGGAUCUGAACUUAACUGUGCGGUUCUUGUUUGGUCUGGUAAGCCAAAAAUCAAUUGAGUAUGCGGAUGAAAUCAUCGGGUGCAGAAUUUCACCACGAGCAAGGGAAGAUAUGCUGAGGUGGCUUCAGAGGAGGCACAGAGACAUCUCCCAUUCCAGCAAAGGGCUGAAGGUUUCAGAGUUGGACACUUUCCACUUUUUGUUUGAGAUGAAUGAGAAAAGCUUCGCGCAAAGUGCUUUGGACUGUUUCACCGACUUAGACUUGCAGAACAUCAAGCUGACCCUGUACGACCAAAUGGCUCUUUCCUUCUGCAUCAGGCAGUGGCCUGGGCUGGGCUGCAUCACCCUCCGGGGAUGCUCCUUCCACCAGCAGGAUCCUGGGGAGCAGCUGGCUGCAUCGCUGCCUCGCUCCGGUGCCUCUGGAGCCAGUGCGCGUCCCCGUCCCCUCGCAGAGCGGCGGCAGGAGCUGCACCCCUCCAUCUACCUGCUGUGCCAGGCGCUGCGGCACCCGGGCAGCCACCUGCGGGUGCUCCGGCUGCAGUGGUGUGGGCUGUCUGAGAGCUGCUGCGCAGAGCUGGCGGCGCUGCUGGCUGAACACCGCAGCCUGGCGCGGCUGGAGCUGGGCGACAGCACGCUGGGCGACGGCGGCGUGCGCCUGCUCUGCGAGGGGCUGCAGCGUCCCAGCUGCCGCCUGCGCGUCCUGCGGCUGUGGUACUCCCGCCUCACCAGUGCCUGCUGCGAGGACCUGGCCGCCGUGCUGGGCACCAGCGCGUGCCUGGAGGAGCUGGAUCUGUCCUUCAGCGAGGGGCUGCGUGACGCCGGUGUGCAGCUGCUGUGCGAGGGGCUCCAGCACCGUGCCUGCCGGCUGCAGACGCUGCGGCUGGGGAGCUGCCGGCUGACGGGUGCCUGCUGCCGAGCCCUGGCUGCCCGGGUGGUGGAGAGCCCCCGGCUCACCUGCCUGGACCUGAGCGACAACGAGCUGGGAGCUGAUGGUGUCCUGCAGCUCUGCCAGCAGCUGCGGCAUCCCACCUGCCCGCUGAAGGCCUUGGGACUGAGCACGUCCGAGUUGAAUGAGGAAGCGCUGCAGGAACUGGCCGCCCUGCGGGCACUGAAGCCGCACGUGAAGAUCGGGUACCUCCUUGAGCAGGACACGCCGGAGUCAGGAGCCAUGGCCCGGCUGCCCUUCCACCGCGGGGUCCUGCCGGGUGUGGGGGGACCAGGGGACAGGAAGGUGCUCCCCUCCUUUACGAGAGGUCCUUGCCAGAAGCGGAGCCAUUUCUAGCCCAGGGCUCGGUGCUGCUGAAGGCGGGAGGAAGCCGCCCUGGCUCUGGCUGUGCCCCAUGCGUGGGGGGAGAGGGGAGGAGGUCCUGCCUGCAUGUGCUGGGGGUCGGGGCAGAGCCGGGCCGGCCCUUCCCGCUCCCAGUGCCCCCCGCGUGUCGCCGGGAACAGUUGUGUGGCUGUUGGCCGGUGGCAAAUGAAGGCCCUGGGGCCAGUGCCAGGAAUCCCCCUGUGCCCUUCCCCGUGCUCCCCCCGUCCCCGCCGUGGCCACCAAAUGUGUCUGUGGGUGAGGGUCCCGCCCCGCGGGGUGGCUCAUGUACCCGGGAGCGAGGUGCCAGCCCUGCAAGUGAGCCUGCAGCCAGUUUGGGGUUUUAUAGACAAACACAGAAAUUCAGAGUGAACUAAAAAAAGCA